GGGGGGAUGACUGUAACUGAUUUCAAUCGAAGAAUGAGAGUGUUGGAAGUUUUGCCACAGGGACGCCGGCCCGGAAGAGCGAUAUUGUCAGGAAAAUUUCCUCACGAUGUCGAGGGUUUCUGCUACCCCCUAACUACAAUGGAAGUUGGAUAUAAAAGUGUUGUGGGGUUGGACGCAGUAAAAGAACUGAAGACGGAGCAGGAGCCUAACCUCGACCGUACAAGAGAAGAAAUAAAACGGAAUAUAAGAACCUUAGAAUCGAAACUAGGUUCGCCGAUGACUGAUGCGGACAUAUCCCUUUACAAUGCCCUCAAAACCAAUCUACGAAACAUCAAUCUUUCCGAACUCUCAUGGCGUGAUCCAGAGGCAAAUAUGAUUAUUUCCGACGGUUCAACAUUAGGAGGGGUAUGGAACAAUCCAGCAUUUGCAGCUAGCGAAAUGCGUUGUUCGCAAAGUGAAGGAACUUAUAUCACAGAUAUCAUUGUACCUUUGCUUCGGGCCAGUUUGGAUGAUCUCCCAAAUGGUAGUAUCUGUAUAAGCACUGCGGAACGUCAGAGCAUAGCAAGUAAGGUUCGAAAAAGUCUUGGGGUGAAUGAAGAAAAGAGUUCACACUCUCCCAGAGUGCCGAUAGGGAAAAAACCUGAUGUUAUGAUGAUGGAAAAAUGUGGAGAGGAUGAUUCUAUAAAAUUGUGGAGGGAAACCUUAGAUGGAAUAAGUCUUGUCGGUAUUACUUGUAGACCAACAAGUAAUCAAUUCGGUAUUGUUGGAAUUCAAGUAGCUG
Messenger RNA from Paraglomus occultum, 781 nucleotides. Lineage: Eukaryota; Fungi; Glomeromycota; Glomeromycetes; Paraglomerales; Paraglomeraceae. The record is from the annotation of a GenBank genome assembly.